This is a messenger RNA of Aphidius gifuensis, 3900 nucleotides long. It is a transcript of the gene Gbs-76A, whose product is annotated as glycogen-binding subunit 76A. Gene Ontology annotation, molecular function: protein phosphatase 1 binding; glycogen binding. Gene Ontology annotation, cellular component: protein phosphatase type 1 complex. The record is from RefSeq and is a predicted model, not a curated record. Bases 617 to 2608 code for a protein of 663 amino acids. NCBI's taxonomy places the organism in Eukaryota, Metazoa, Arthropoda, Insecta, Hymenoptera, Braconidae. The transcript has 2 exons. Gene Ontology annotation, biological process: regulation of glycogen biosynthetic process.
UUGUGGCAGUUAAUAAUUUCUAUAUAUAAUUUUUAUUUAUACAUACGAUAAUUUAUCUUUGGGGAGUUUGAUUCGUGAAUUAAAAAUGGCUGUGAUAUAUAUUAAAUGACGUUAUGACUCUUAACAAAAGCCGCAGUUUAUUUUCAAUCGUAACUCUGAAAACACUCAAAGUAUAUUUACUCUUGUUAAUUUAUAAACAAAAUAAUCAUCUGGAUAAAAAUUUUCCUUAUUAUAUCAGCUGUUUGUCUCAUUCUAUAUUCAAAAGAAAUAAAAGAAAAUUUACUCUAAAAUAUGUGACUAAAUAAUUAUCUAUAAAUUUCCAAAGAAAAUUCAAAAGUGAAUGUGUAAAAGAGAAUUUUUUUUAAAUUAAAAUUUUUGAUAAUUAUACAUUAAAUGAUAAUUGAUAAUUAAAAAAAUGUAAGAUAAAUAUUUACAUGUUUUUUUCAACUUUAUUUAAAAUAUUUUUUAAUUUAUCAAAAAGUUAUUUUAAUUGUACUACAAAUGUGAUUAAAAAAUGUUUUUUUUAUUUUUAUUUACUAAUCAAGUGUAAUUGUGUAUUGUGGAAUAAAAUAAAUGAUGAUACAUUAAUUAAUAAAAAUAUAAAUGUGAUAACCUUAUGGUAGAUGACAAGGAUAAAUUACCACGUGAGACAAGAUCAAGGAAUAAAAUGAGCUCAACAGAACAGCCUGGUGGUAAUGAAACAAAUGGAGCAAGUACAUCAUCAUGUGGAAUUGUAACAUCAUUAUUUCCAAGUAGUUGUCGUGGAAGAGCUGAAGCAUUUGCUCGUCGUUUACACAGGCGAUUAACAAAUCUCGGUGAUAUUGAAGGACCAACAAUACCAGGUGAUUCAAAGCUAAGCGAAAAAACAUGGCUACAAAAAAAUCAAAUAUCCUUAAAGACAAAUAAUCUACGAGCUUUACAGUCUCAACCGAAAAAUACAAUUUAUACAAAUGAAAUAACAACAAAAACAACAAAUGAUAAACAUGAAAAUUCAAUUGUAAAAAUAAAUAAUAAACAAAGCAAUGAUGAUAGUCCACAAUCAGAUAAUAAUUAUUCAACACCAUUUGAUGCAACAACACCUGAUGAAAAUAAUACUGAUGUUUAUUAUGAUAUUGAAUUAUCAGACAAUGAUAAAACACAUACUGAUGAUUAUUAUGAUCCAGUAUUAUCAUCUGAAAGUGAAUUUACAAGUGUUAAUGGUCAUCAUGAUAAUAAUGAAGAUGAUACUGAUGAAUCAAUUGAUAAUAAAAUUCAAAAUGAAUCAUCAGAUACAUCUGAAAGUUUAACAAAUGGUUUUAAUAAUAAAUUGCCUUGUUGUUCAGAUGAAAGUUCAAAUGAUAUUAAAAGUUCAACAUCACAAAGUCAUGAUAGUUUAUGGAGUACAUUUGAUGAUAAUACAGUAUCAUUACAAGAUGACAAUGUGCUACCAAAUGAUGAAUUAAAUAAUAAUAAAUUAGCUAAAGAAACAAUUUUACCAAAAUCAUAUUCUGAUUCUGUGUUGCUGCCAGGUAGUUCUGGUGUAUUUCAUGGUGAAAUAGCUAAUCCAAUUGAAGAUAAAAAUAAUUUUAAACAUCAAAAUGGUGAUUUAUUAAUUGACAAUCCAUUGAGAGUAGAUGAAACAAUAAUUAAAGAAAAUAAAAAACAUACAGAUGAAAGAUUAAGAGCUGAAAGUGAGCCUUGUCUUCAUGUUGAUGAUGUUACAAGACUUUUACGUAGAUUAUCAUGUUCACCAAGUGGAAGUUUUGAUGAUAAAAAUGGUGAUGAUGAUGAUGAUGGUGGUAGUGGUGGUAGUGCAGAUGAUCAUGAUGAUGUAGAUGAAGAAGAAGAAGAAGAAGAAGAAGAAGAUAAAAGACCAAUGAAAUUAAGAAGAUGUUCAAGUUUAAAAACAGGUAAAACACCACCAGGUACACCAGGUACACCUGGUAGAAAAAAAAUAGUUAGAUUUGCUGAUGUACUUGGUCUUGAUUUAGCUGAUGUUAGAACAUUUCUUGAUGAAAUACCUAAAAUACCAAAUUCAGCAUAUGAUGAUUUAGUUUAUGAUGAUUUUUUUCAAAAAGAUUCAAGUCCAAUUGUUUAUGGUAGUAGUCCAGUAAAUAAUACAAAUAAUAUAAUGAAAUUAAAUUGUAAUAAUACAAUUAAUAAUAAAAUAUUAAUGCCAUUAUUUCAAAAUCCAAAUUUACGUAAAAAUUUUAUUGAUAUUGUUAGAGAUAAUCAAGUUUGUUUAGAAAAUAUUAUUAUAAAUGAUCCAAUAACAUUUUGUAUUGUUGGUAAUGUUAGAGUUAGAAAUCUUGAUUUUCAUAAAUCAGUUUAUAUUAGAUAUACACUAGAUUGUUGGAAAAGUUAUUCGGAUCUUCAAGCACUUCAUGUUGAUGGUAGCUGUGAUGGUUUUAGUGAUAAAUUUACAUUUAAACUUUAUUGUCAUACCCUGAAAGUUGAACAACGUUUGGAGCUUGCAGUUAGAUUUCAAUGUCAAGGAGUUCAAUAUUGGGAUAAUAAUUUUGGUGUUAAUUAUUGUUUUCAAUGUUUAUCAAGUACACAGUCAUCUAAUUAUGUGCCAAGUGUUAAUCGUGGUAAUACAACACGUGAUUACUCGCCAGCUUUUUAUUAAAAAUAUUAUCGAAUUUUACUGGUCAUUUUUAAUUAUUUUCAUGAGAUUUCGAAAUAAUCAAAAUUUAGAUAAAUAUUUCAGUCGAAAUUUUUUUUUUUUUUUCUAUUAGGGAUAUUUAUAGAUCCAAGUUGGAUCAUGACUGCAAAAUAAUAUUUUUUUUUCUUAAUACUCUAGUCGAUUCAACGAUUAAAAAAAAAAAAUUAAAAAUCAUUAAGCUACUAGCUUGGAUAAUUUAUAAAACUUUAUAAAUUAAUUUUCUCUUUUUAUCCAAAAUUCUUUAAUUUUUUUCAAAAAAGAAAUUUAGAAUUUUGGCUAUUGAUUAAUUAUCAAACGUGAUGAUAAAUUAUUUGACAAUGUAAAAUUAUUUAAAAUCAAACAUGCUAUUAUUAUAAAUAAAUUUCAAAAAUAAUAAUUUGUUUAUUUAAAAAGAAUAUAAAUAAAUUAACUCAAAACAAAAUACUCAUAUCGAGACAAAAUUGACAAUAUAUAUCCUGACGAAACUCCUCGUGUUAAAAAUAAUCAACUUGUAUAAAAUAUUUCUAAUUAAGAUAAUAAUUAAACAAGAAAAUUAGCCAUCAGGAUAUCAACAUAUUGCCAAGUGAAAAAGUGUCUUCCCCAUGCGAUGAUAAUUUUACCUCGUUUCUACAACUUGAAACGACGUAAAAUAAUAAUUAAUAAACAAAAAAAAACAUAUUUAAUAAUAAUAUUUAUAAAAUAAAAUAAAAAUAUGUACCUGAUAACUCAGAACACUAAAGCAAUACUUUUGUAAAUCUUAAAAUAAUACUUAAAGUGAUGAAAAAUAAAACACCAAAUAAAAAAAAAUACAACGAGCCGAAAGUGACGAAAAUAAUUAACCAAAUAUAUAAUUAAAAAUAAGAAAAAAUAUAAUUGAAUGAAUGUGUUAUAUUUUACUUUGUACAUAAAAAAUAAUAUUAACAAUUAAAAAACAUAAUUAUUAUAAAUGAAUCAAAUUUAUUGAGAAUUUUUUCAUGUUUCUCAAUUUGAUAGAUUUAUUAUAAUAGAUAAUUUUAUAAUAAUUAAAAAAAACAUAUCGUUUUCUCACGUUUACUAAGAGGAUAAUUAUAAAGAUAAAAAGAAAAAAAAAAAAAUUAAUAAUAACGCUAAUGAAAGUGAAAAAAGUAUAUGGAAAUUGUAAAAAAUAGACAAAUUGUUUUAAAGAGAAAAUGAAAUUACAUGGUGUAUACAUAAUAAACAAUGAAAUUAAUUUGUAAUUACAUGUUGAAUUAAGACAAUAAAUAAUACAUUUAAAAAUAAUUACAAAAAAAAAAAAA